AUGACACAUGGCUGUAUGUGGGCUCAGCAUCUCAUCAAGACCCAGGAAUCACCCAGGAAGCCAUAUGCCUGCAGCCAUGGUCGUGACCAUGCCCCAGCCCAGCUCAGGGAGGAAGACUGCUCUAUGUGCUGGCCAUGGAGGUGGGAUGGGGCCGGGCCAGUGGAAGAAUGGAUCAGCUGUGACAAUUGCAUCAAGAGGUUUCAUGGUGAUUGCAUCAAGACCACCGAGAAGAAGGCAAAAGUCAUCCGAGAAGAAGGCAAAAGUCAUCGGAGAGUCGUUCUGUUUGCAAGAAGGAAGGUUGCCUGGAAUCUCCUUGAGAAGCCUUUGUUAAAGAAGUCACCAGAGUUUAUGGCCACAUUCGAGGCACCCUCUGAUAUGGACGUGCAUCUGGACCCUGAGCUCUAUCAGGACAUCCGCCCUAGAGUCUUUGAUGACCGUGAUGUCACUCAGAAUGCCUCUUUUCUAGACCCAGGACUUGGAAAAUCCGCGGUGAAAUUAAAGCAUGUCAAGCAGCUGAAGUCUGAGAAGCGUUAUGGGCAGAAACAGAGGCAGGAGGAUCUAUCUGAACACAGAGAUAUCAAAUACCCAGGCUCCAUGCCCCAGUGCCUGGGCCCCAGAUGUGUCCAGCCUGCCCAGCCAGGCUCCAAGUACUGCUCUAAUGAUUGUGGUCUGAAGCUGGCUUUCAAUCGCAUCUGUAAGAUCCUACCGCAGCAAGUCCAGCAGUGGCAGCGAAGGCAACAUAUUGCGGAAGAACGCGGGAAGGAGCUUCUGGAGCAGAUCCAGAGAGAGCAGGAGGGGGCUCUGAUGCGGCUGCAGGACUUAGAACGCUGCUCUUACGAGUUGGAGGCUGUUAUCCUGAGGGCGAAGCAACUGGUGGUGAAGAAAGACGAAGAGAUUAAUGAGAGAGACAGCAAGGUCAGGGACCUGCAGAUCUUCUGUGUCUCUUGUGGCAACUCUGUUAGCUCCAAGGUGGCAUUGAGGCACAUGGAGCAUUGCUAUGCCAAAUAUGAGAGGCAGGCAACCAUGGGGUCUAUGCAUCCCACCACAAUUGAGGGAGCCACUCAACUCUUCUGUAAUGUCUACAACCCAGAGUGCCAAACGUAUUGUAAGCGCCUGCAGGUCCUCUGCCCUGAGCACUCCACGGACCCCCAAGUAUCAGAGGAUGAAGUGUGUGGCUGCCCCUUGAUGGGGAACGUGUUUGAGCUGACUGGAGACUUCUGCCACCUGCCCAAACUACAGUGCAACUGGCAUUAUUGUUGGGAGAAGCUUCGGCGGGCCGAGGUGGAUCUGGAACGUGUGAGAGUGCGGUACAAGUUAGAAGAACUAAGGAAGCAGGAGAGAAAAGUGAGAAGGACCAUGACCAGCCAAGCUGACUUUUUGGCCUUAAUGUUACACCAGACCACCCAGCAUGACCCCUUGACCACGGACCUGAGGACCAAUGUCAACUACUAGCUGCACUGAGGAGAGGUACACUAACCAAACCCCUCCUCCCUCCCCCCCACCCCCCAUGGCCCUUCUGGCUCCGCCUCCUGCUUUGGCCUGAGAAACAGCACUAGGAGUUUCUGGGUCUUCCUUCUGAGGAUGGUGUUGGAGCCCUACCGCCACUUCCUUGAAUCUUCCCCUUUUGCAGACUUAUAGGUCUGCUCUGUAUCUCCCAAGGUGUCUUAGGUUGUUUCUUAAUUCUCCCUUGUCCUUUGUGUGUCGGCCCCCAGCGGCUCCUAGCUCCCUCUCCCCUCCCUUCACUUUCAGGAAUUUGUUUGGGGAAGUCUGGGAUAGUUAAUGGAAUAAACGGUCUAUUAACACACCCUUUCUCGAGGCAAUGUUGAUGGUUAUUACCGUUCUCCAGAAAGAUGGUAGAUAAAGGAGGAACAAGAUCUAAACUAGCAGAGGAGCAGAAUAUGACUGGGAUGAAGAUGAAGCCCAAAAGAAAACAGCAUCAUUUUCUUUGGAGCUACAAAGUGGAGAGAAAUAAGAUAAGCAGAAAGAGAACACAAGAUGAUUCUCUGAUAGAAAGAUGGAACCUGACGGAACUUCUGGCAAUGGAAUCCUAAACAUUUGUUUCUUACCAGGGAACCCAGUAAUUAGACUUCAGGGGUGCAGCCCCAAGUUUGCAGUGGUUUUUUUUUUUUUCCUCACAUAAAAUCAGGGAAAUUCAUGUCUUAUAAAGUUACUUGGAUUGGCUUCAGUUGAGCUGGCUUGGGAUCUUGGGUCACCUAUUUUCUAGUGAAAGGAAUAUUUCAGUGAUUAUUGAAUUGUUUUUGGAUCCAGGUGGCAAAAAUUGAGAAUUUGUCCAGCAGAUCGGAAUGUAAUUGAGAAAUGUUUAACAGAAUAAAUAAAAGUACAGUACAACACAUAAUGUUAAUUUGUGGUUUUCUAAGUCAAUAUCAAUUCAACUUCUAUUUGAAUUUUGCACCACUGAUAUUACAUAUAUGAAGAGCUGGCUUUCAGAACUAGAGAAAAAAAUAGAAAUUAGAUUUUAAUCUGGUUUAAGGCAGGAUCAGGCUUGGGGAAGGUUCCUCAAUAAUUCUGUAA
Monodelphis domestica (gray short-tailed opossum) is the source of this 2532-nucleotide messenger RNA. NCBI's taxonomy places the organism in Eukaryota, Metazoa, Chordata, Mammalia, Didelphimorphia, Didelphidae. The record is from RefSeq and is a predicted model, not a curated record.